UUGUGUUUUGCCAUUAUUGCCAAUUAAAAGAUCGCUCUACCAAACUCGAAAUCCAAAACAUUUAUAUAAUAAAUAGUUAACGCCAGAUCCUUAUAAUGGCCUUGUUCGAAAUGAAGUGGCUGCGUCGUUUUGUACGUCGACAUACGAAUCCGAUUCCGGAGCAUCGCGCCGAUUUGUGGAAACGCCGCCUUAGCAUUGGAUAUGCGAUAUUAGCUUGGCAGGCAUUUGGCUUAGUGUGCUACAUGGUUUACACCGGUCGCAACGACUGGGCCAAGUACUAUGGCUACAAGUCGGAGGAGGAAUUGGCGCUGUCACCGGCCCAGCAAUUUGCCAAGCACAUCAAAGUGGAAGGUUCUGGGAAAAUUAUACGCAUAUCGGGUUUUUCCAAAGUGGAGGAGGUACCUUUUGACUCCAGCACUGUGGAACGUGUGAAAGACUAAUCACAACAAACACAUCAUUUUGUUAGUAAUUUAAUUAUUAUUGUUUUUUUUUUUUGUGAAUUGUUACAAAAUAAACGAUG
Drosophila innubila is the source of this 520-nucleotide messenger RNA. RefSeq lists its product as uncharacterized. The transcript has a single exon. The coding region runs from base 96 to 440 and encodes 114 amino acids. NCBI's taxonomy places the organism in Eukaryota, Metazoa, Arthropoda, Insecta, Diptera, Drosophilidae. The record is from RefSeq and is a predicted model, not a curated record.